Molecule: messenger RNA, 2765 nt
Organism: Daktulosphaira vitifoliae (grape phylloxera)
Lineage: Eukaryota; Metazoa; Arthropoda; Insecta; Hemiptera; Phylloxeridae
Product: cilia- and flagella-associated protein 251-like
Exons: 20
Coding region: 99-2714 (871 amino acids)
Cellular component (GO): motile cilium
Molecular function (GO): protein binding
Source: RefSeq, a predicted model, not a curated record
CGAUUUCGGAUGGAAUUAUUAAUAACGUUCGCUUAGCUUACGUUAGUGCACAUAUUGGUGUUAUAUACGAAUAUGAUUUUAAGACCAAAACUAAUGGAAUGAAAAUGUUGAACGGUCAUCGCAAUAUCAUAAGUAGCUUUGAUGUAUCAACAAACGGCCAAUGGUUUGUUACAGUUGACCUGGGAAAAGAGUCAACUAUUAUAGUUUGGGAAAAUGUUAAUGGGACUCCAAUAUAUUCUGUAUUUUCGCCAUUCAAAAGUGGAAUAUCUAUUGUUAAAUUCAGUAUAGACUCCAAAUAUUUGAUAACGGUAGCGACUGUCAACAAUGUUCAAAGCGUAGCUUUAUGGAAUUGGACGUUUGGUGCAGAUGAUCCUAUCAUAAUUAUUGAACUUGACGAUAACAUUGGCCCAAUAGAACAAAUAUCAUGUUGUCCAAAUCGUUCAAAUUUUUUCUGUUUAACAUCUAAAAAAUCAGUAAUUUUUUUAACAGCAGUGAUUGAAAAACAUAAUGCAUUAAUUGUUCAAAUUCCAACUGAAAAGGGACAAAAAAAUUAUGAAUACACUCAGUCUACAUACUUAAACAACUUCCGCCAAGUAUUGUCUGCAACCACUCGAGGUCUUGUAGCUGUAUGGGAUGAUUAUGAUUACGGAUCUAUAGAAGCACAUAAUAAUAGACCUGUUACAAAUAAAAAACGUUUAUUAAAAACUGUACAGCUUCAAAAUCAUUCUAUUAUUACCAUAAUAUGUCAUAAGCUUAUAAUAACAGGCAAUAUAAAUGGUGAUAUAUUUUUCUAUGACAAAUCAUUAAGAGUUUUAUUUCAUUUGACAAAAUUUGUUGGAGAUGGAAUUAUGUCUAUAGAAAUAUUAACACCUAUCGAUCUUUGUAAAGAAACAGACACGUCUAAUGAAAAUCUUUUCAAUAACCAAACUAUACAAAACAAAUGCAAAACGGAUAAAGUUAAUAAUAAAUGCAGUACAACUGCAAGUGAAUCAUAUUUUAAAUUCGCUCCAUUUAUUAUAAGUACUGUCAGCGGUAAAAUCAUUUAUAUUGAUAUUUCUCAACAAAAUUAUACUCAAAUUCGUGAGUCUUGUGAUGGUGUUAUCACUUCUAUGACAAUUCAUCCAGAACAGCCUUAUAUAGUUUACGGAAACUCUGUUGGACGGCUUAACAUGUACAAUUAUCAAACAAAGCAAUUUCUUAUCUCAAAUUUAAGUUCUAGUGAAACGAUUUACUCGUUUGGUCGACAAUUUACCUGUAUUCAAUAUUCUCCUAAAGGGUUUUACUUUUGUUGCGGUACUGAAGACGGGUCUUUAUGGUUUCUAGAUCCUUGCUUGUUAACACCUGCUAUUCUUAAGCCUUUCAAAUGGACUGAUACGCCCAUUCGCUGCAUAACAUUUUCACCUAGUACAUCCAAGUGCGAUUCUUCUAAAUACGUUGUCUACACUGAUGGAUCUUUUGGCUUAUAUCUUUAUAGUAUGAUACCUGGAGAACAACUAAAAGUAAAAUAUCAUGGCUGUUACCAAGCUCAUACUAAUGAAAUAAGAGGAAUUGUCAUUGUCGAAGAUGAUGACAAUUUAAUAAUCUACAGUGCAGGUGCUGAUUUAAGAAUCAUUGUUUUUAAAUUUAAUAAACAAUUAAAUGAAUACAUGGAAUUAUUGAAAAUAAUUCAAACAGAACCAUGGAGCGAACCACUUUGUAUGGUACGAUCAACGAUAAAAAAAGAACUCAAUUUGAUCAUCAGUGGCAAAGAUUUGCACUUAUAUGUGUGGGAUGAAAAUCGCUGCAUUCGAACCACUAACGGUGUCAAACUUAAAACACCCAUACGACUUUUAAAAGAAUCGCAGAAAAGCAAUAAAAUAUUAUUUUUUGGUAGCGAUACAGUUAUAGGAAUGUUACGUCAACCUAUAGAUGGGAAUCCAUAUUCGUAUACGGCAGUAAUUGGAUCCCCUUCAAAAAUGCUUGAUAUAAAUGUAUGCCCAAAAAGUAAUUAUUUGUUCAGUAUAAAUGAAGAUUGUUCGUCUGUAUUCAUGUGGUCCAUUAAUUAUAAUUCUUUAAAACGGUCAGAAAGAAUUGGUGGUACCAGUUUGGUAGCAUUUGAGUCAUUACUUGAUGGAGGUUUAAAUGGAACAGAAUUAGCUCAACUCAAAGAAUACUUUUAUUGUGUUCAAUUAGUAACGAGUUCGAAACCCGAAGUGGAUACAGUACUAACCGAAUACAUUAAUGUUUGUGAUGUUCCUUUGUUAAUGAGAUCUAUGGGUUAUUAUCCAUCUGAAAUUGAAUUAACCAAUAUGGCUAAUGAGUUGCAUUUAAGAGACGAAAUAAAAUUGGGUCAUUCAAACACUGUAAUAACUUUUGAUGAACUUGUUAUAUUGUACAUAAAUUAUAAGCCACGAAUAGCUAUGAAAAUUCAAGACAUCAAAAUAUCAUUUGAAAAUAUGGUACUAAACGAUCCGUUUAAUAAUACCAAUAAUAAUGAAAAAGUAAUAACCAGAGAGUCGUUUGUGGAUAUGCUAAUAAAUAAAGGAGAAAAAAUAAGCUUUCGUGAAAUGGAAAUACUUAUUCAUAUAUUAUCAAAAACAACCGAUGAAAUAUCACCAGGAAACAAAGAAUCUUUAGAAUUAAUUCUUAACACUUUACCAUUCACUUUUACAUUUAAUGAAAUGAUGAAAAAUUUGCUAGGGUUUGAAAAUAUUGAUGUUAAUAGACUCCAAUGAGUUAAUAACUUCCAAUUAUAAUUUAUCAUCUAUUAAUAUAAGUAUUUUACU